AUGAUUGAGAAACAAAUUAAUUGCCUUAGGGCACUAUUUUUCUCUUUUUUGUUUUAUCGCGUAGUCUUUAUCCGUGAAAUUGCAGGAACCAUCCAAGUGAAGUACGUCCCUAAAAAACAUGGAGCCCAUGAAUUGUCAAUUGUCACAGACGGAGCUCACAUUCAGGGAAGCCCAUUACGUUUUUACGUGGACGGUUAUCAUGACGGAUAUGCUACCGUAUAUGGACCAGGCCUACAAACAACAACUGUAGGAGAACCGUCUGCAUUCACAGUGUGCGCAAAAGGAUCAGCUGCUAAAGAACUAUCUGUCAGCAUUGAAGGACCAGCUCAAAGCACCAUUAAGAUCCACGAUAACAAGGUGGGUUAG
Messenger RNA from Strongylus vulgaris, 366 nucleotides. Lineage: Eukaryota; Metazoa; Nematoda; Chromadorea; Rhabditida; Strongylidae. The record is from the annotation of a GenBank genome assembly.